Colletotrichum costaricense is the source of this 720-nucleotide messenger RNA. RefSeq names its product C6 zinc finger protein. The transcript has 3 exons. Gene Ontology annotation, molecular function: DNA-binding transcription factor activity, RNA polymerase II-specific; zinc ion binding. The coding region runs from base 1 to 720 and encodes 239 amino acids. NCBI's taxonomy places the organism in Eukaryota, Fungi, Ascomycota, Sordariomycetes, Glomerellales, Glomerellaceae. The record is from RefSeq and is a predicted model, not a curated record. Gene Ontology annotation, biological process: regulation of DNA-templated transcription.
AUGUCCAAUUCACACGCAGAAACCCGUGUCAGCUCUCGCAAGAGACCUGCGUAUCCGCGGAAACGAGCUGUCCAGGCCUGUCUGACAUGUCGUCAACGACGGACAAAGUGUGACAACGAAAAGCCAGCCUGCAAUUCUUGCAAGAAGCUGGGGAUAGAUUGCGUCUACCACGAAUUCGAAAAGGCUAGUCAGGACACUGGCAAUGUUGCGGAUAAGGUGGCAAUGACCUUAGAGUUCGAGCGCCAAGCCCACAGCUGGGCCAGGUCUCUUCCACCGAGUCUCCGGCCGGCGAUAGACGAUUCCAGCGACGUUACUUUCGACUUUGACGAGAACGGCCAGCUAAGAUUUAUCCUCAGUGGCCAUCUGAUAGACUGCUUGGAACUCAUGUACUGGCCUUAUAUCUACGCCGCUGUGCAUGGCCGACUCGGAGACGACAGGGACUCCCACAUGCUGGCUUCACGAGGUCUCGACUUUUGCGUGCGGAGGAUAAAUAUCAACAAGACAGGAUUCUUUCAUCGACAUCAUGGGACGUGGUUGAUGCUGCAGUCAUGCACACGGAGCGCGCUUGUCUUGAUCGCUGCCGCGUAUGGAGGGCUGCAUGACAAGCUUCCACACGACUGGAAAGCUAGUGUCGAGGACGUAGUGAACCUCUUGAAACAUUGGGUUGAUGAGGUACCUGACUUCAGGAGGAUGAUUGAGAUCCUCGCUAGCCAUGAGUAA